This is a messenger RNA of Pollicipes pollicipes, 709 nucleotides long. RefSeq lists its product as uncharacterized. The record is from RefSeq and is a predicted model, not a curated record. Lineage: Eukaryota; Metazoa; Arthropoda; Thecostraca; Pollicipedomorpha; Pollicipedidae. The transcript has 6 exons. Bases 120 to 683 code for a protein of 187 amino acids. Gene Ontology annotation, cellular component: lysosomal membrane.
AGCUUGCCUAAAAUUGGUGGCUGUGUUCGCAGCGGUUAAAAAUCUUUGCUAAACGGGGCCUGUGUGCUCUUGCGUGUAGCACCUUGCGUGUAAAAUCUUGGCACAGUGGUACAUCCAAGAUGCAUUCUGCUGCAAUGUUCUCAGCUCUCUUGAUCAUUGUUGCCUCUUUUACUAUCCAUGAUACUGAGGCCCUCUAUGAAGAUGUGAGAUGUAAGUGUGUUUGUCCCAACCCAAAUGUUGUUAAUGGGUCAUCAUCUGACAGAAAACUCUACAUUGCCAAUGUGGCUCCGAAUCUGUGCAAUUGUGACAAUGUGAUUCUGCCGGAGCUGCCUGCGAAUUUCUCGAAAAGUCGUGAAUUCUGUCCGCUUUGUGAAUGCAAGUUUGAAAGCAGGAAUACCACCACGAUCAAGGUGGUCGUCAUCCUAAUCAUAUGCAUCAUCUCGGUGCUGGUGAUCUACAUGACGUUCCUCAGCUGCCUGGAUCCCAUCCUGAACAAGCGGCGUGCCACAUCCACUUAUCAGGAACAGACCAACGACGAGGACGAGUUGAGCGGCCGGAUGGCGCAGCCGCUGUACGAGCAGGGCAGCGUGCUCAACCGCGUCGGCAACCGGCAGGACCGCUGGAAGCGCCAGGUGCAGGAACAGCGCAACAACAUCUACGUGCGCCGCACCAUGCUCAACUAGCGUGGCCGGGGCUUCUGUGCGCCGCG